AACAUCCCAAGUUAGUUAGACAAUAUACCGAUAUGCAAGCAAAUACAAACCCGUUUAAAUACCCUCCUCUACAGCAAAAUAUGCUCGGAUCGCCACCCUUUUCUAUCCCAACACCUAGUUUUAUGAAGAAUAUGCUAGUUAGGUAUUCCGGUGAUUUCAACGCAUAUUGGAAAAUCUUGAAAAAAUAUUUUGCUGGGCAAAUAAGCAAGGUUGAAUUUCAGGCUAAAAUCUCGAAAAUUUUGACGUCGAAAGAAAAAGUGGCAUUGCAUAAUUGGUUCAUCCUCAGUAUUCUAAAGGCGGCAUAUUCGGGCUAUAUAGCUCAGCAAAAAACAAAAAAUCCAGCUUUGAAAAAGCACACAGAAAAUUUCAAGGUCAUACAAAAAAAUCAAGCUUUCCGAACUCGAAUGCUUCGAAUAGCCUCACAGUAUAACAUUCAAAAUAUAUCGGAAGAGGCUAUUUCGAUGCUUGUGAUUGGACUGCAUCAGCACAUAUUAAGAUCAUUAUCUGCAUCGCAGCCGGAUGUUGUAGAGGUGCCUCCAUUUGAAGACACACCUCCAGGAUAUAGCGUUUUAGAAACGACGGCUCCAGAUGAAAUCACGGGAAAAAGUCUGGAAUACGCUAUUUGGAGAAAGCCGGGAAUCUUAUAUGACAGUCAGAAUAUCAUAGAACAUCGCUUGUCAAUAGAGCGGUCUGCAUAGCCAUGAGCCGUUUUGUGUGACCCAGAAAAUUAUCACACGAAAACUUGAUAUGUCCCCUGCACCGAAGAACAUACAAAAAAAUAAGUAGGAUUUUAAAAUAGCGUAAAAAAGCUAUACUGAAGCAGUAAUCUUAUACUCAUGAAGAGGUAGAAUAAUUUUCAAAAAGUUGAAAAAAAUUUUGCGUUCUGCACUCGUCACUUCAAUGAAAAAUCAAGUAUACAAACAUUUACUUUAAAUUCGGAAUCCUAGAAAGUCAAGUAAUAAAGUUGUACAUACAUACAUCCUGUGAGAAAAGCAGAGAAGAAUUCUUUUCGAUAAAGACAUGUUAGGGCGUUUGAAGUCUUCCCGACUUGAUUUUUUAAAAGCCUCUGAGGGCAGGAUUCCAAAACACUUGGCCACUCGUAUUGCCAAAUGUGACGACUUAACCGCACUCUCAAAUAUUGUAAAAAAUGUUGUUCAGCUCAGGGGCACUACACACAAGGGCAGAAUAAACACUAUUGUUGACUAUUAUGCAAACCAGAAGAAUAAUGUCAUCACCAACCUACUCCAACGCGUUUCCCAAAUAAAACCCAUUCUGACUCCGGAAUAUUACUCUCGCAGAAUCAUCACCGUGCGUUUUAUGUCCUAUGAUAAGAGAUGUCAUGUAGCAGGUUUACGACUAUCUAUGGCCGCUAAGUUGAUGAACAUUCCGUGUAGUGGGCCUAUCGGUUUACCUAGACACAUCAAACGUUGGACUGUUCUGAAAUCCCCAUUCAAAUACAAAAGGCACCAAGAAACGUUCGAACAGCGAUUUAUGCGAUCAAUCGUAACACUGGACGUCAGAGACAAAGGCGAUUUGAUGGAAAAAUUGAUAAAAUUUAUAAAGUGUACGGCUUACAAAGGUGUAGAUAUCAGCAUCACAACAAGACGUUUCAUUGAAACAGAUCAGCUCUAUACGAAUCCAUAUGUCAAAGAGAAAAUAGGGUGGAUCUCAGAAAAAGAUAUGGAAAACCAGAUAGAUUACGCAAGUUGCGAGCUGAAUUCGAAUGUUCUAAGCAGGGCUUCCCAGAAAGUUCCAAUCAACAACGAGGAUAUUGUAAAAGAAAACAUAAUCCGAAUAUAAACAAAAAGUGAUGUUACAUA
Schistocerca gregaria is the source of this 1820-nucleotide messenger RNA. RefSeq lists its product as uncharacterized. Gene Ontology annotation, molecular function: transcription coactivator activity. The record is from RefSeq and is a predicted model, not a curated record. Bases 1021 to 1800 code for a protein of 259 amino acids. Lineage: Eukaryota; Metazoa; Arthropoda; Insecta; Orthoptera; Acrididae. The transcript has 3 exons. Gene Ontology annotation, biological process: regulation of transcription by RNA polymerase II. Gene Ontology annotation, cellular component: SAGA complex.